AUGGCUUGUAAAGCAAAGCUUAUGAUUCCUGAGGAUGAGAAGUACGAAGGAAAGCCAUUUGCCCUUUCACACGCAAGGACCGCCAUUACAACAAUAAAGGCGAAGUUCAAUACGCAGCAGUUACAGAGGUUCGAGGGGAGUUGUUUUGGUCAUCUAUUACUGAUAGAGGACCUGAAGUGGAAUUCACAAGUUGUCCACGGGCUGUUGAUGAGGAAAGCUGAUCCUAAGACAGUUACACAGGCGACAAAUGAAAACUGCUCCUUGAAGCGAAAAUACUUCAGUAGCAAUAAACCUCCCACCCUUUUGGACCUACACACUGCCUUCAUUGAGUGCACAGAUGAUGACGAUGCGUUAAAGCUUGGAAUGGUCUAUUUUGCCAUUUUUGUGCUAUUGGGUACUGAAAAGCAUGUGCUUUUUGACUUGCGCUAUUUGAAGUUGGCCGAAGACUUAGAAGAGUUUGACAAGUAUCCAUGGGGUGCCGUGUCAUAUGCGAUGACAAAUGCUUCACUUUUGAGGGCAGUUUCUCCUGAUUACCAACGAGUGAAGGUGCCCCAAAACAGAAAAAAGCCCAACAAACGUGGGAAGAAGAGAGCGGAGACAAGAAUGGAAUGCAGUAGAGCCAGAGAGUACAUCAUAAGGGGGUUUGGCUUCGCUCUUCAGAUUUGGGCUUUUGAAGUCUUCCCAGCAUUGGAAGGAUUGCAUUUCACGGUCCAUGAAGACAAUAGGCACAUCCCUCGAAUAUUACAUUGGAGGAGCAACACGGUGGCCCGUUUUCGGGAGGUUAUGAGUCAGGUUUAUGAAAACUUUGAGGUUGAUGUGCAACUUCUCCGGCCGACUGAUAUUGAGAAGCAACAACCUUACUGGAGUUGGGGCGAUGAUGAGAACAAUGAAGAAAUUGUUCAAUUGUUUGGGGAUGAGGGCGAAGACAAAACCAGCACUUCUAGUGAAGAAAAAGAGGCGGAUGUUGAGGAAACAACUACCCUUCCCUCCUCUUCUAAGGGCAAAGGGUCUUUUAAUGACUUUGGCAGGUUGAAGCAUCAAUUAGAAAGCACUAAGGAUGAGUUAGCAAAGCUACGUAGUUCAAAUCGGGGCCUUAGGAACAGAGUUCGUGAAUUGGAAGCUAUUGUAGACAAGAACUGUUUGAAGCAUGAGAAGGAGUGUGACAGAAAUAAAAAGGCUAUUGGGGAUUUGACCCUAACAAUUGCUUCAGUGGAACAUUAUUUUAAAUUGGAGAUGGAGGAGUUAAAAAAUUAUAUGGUGGACAAGGGCAUGAGGAAGUGUGGACUGCUCAGAUGA
Prunus armeniaca (apricot) is the source of this 1296-nucleotide messenger RNA. Lineage: Eukaryota; Viridiplantae; Streptophyta; Magnoliopsida; Rosales; Rosaceae. The record is from the annotation of a GenBank genome assembly.